GCAUUGGUUGAUGACGUCACGUGUAAACGGCGACUCUUUCUCGUCUACACUUGUGGUGGAAGAGGGUUUUUCGUUCAAGAUGCUCGCCGCCGCCGCAAUUAGGGUCCUUUUGGUAGCAGCUUUUAUUCAUCCAAGCUAUGCACUCUAUUUCCACAUAGGAGAGACGGAGAAAAAAUGCUUUAUCGAGGAAAUUCCAGACGAAACCAUGGUUAUCGGAAAGUACAGAACCCAGCUUUGGGACAAACAGACUAAUUCGUACCUCCCGUCCACACCGGGUCUUGGGAUGCAUGUUGAGAUCAAGGAUCCUGACACAAAGGUCAUCCUGUCUCGUCAGUAUGGUUCCGAUGGUCGGUUCACCUUCACAUCUCAUACUCCAGGAGAGCACAAGAUAUGUCUGCACUCCAACUCCACCAAAAUGGCACUGUUUGCUGGCGGGAAACUGAGAGUGCAUCUGGAUAUUCAGGUCGGAGAGCAUACCAAUAACUACCCUGAAAUUGCAGCCAAGGACAAACUGACCGAAUUGCAGUUGCGUGCCAGACAGCUUCUGGAUCAGGUGGAACAGAUCCAGAAGGAGCAAAAUUACCAAAGGUAUCGAGAAGAGCGCUUCCGUAUGACCAGUGAGAGCACCAACCAACGGGUCCUCUGGUGGUCCAUUGCCCAGACGGUCAUCCUCAUCGUCACCGGCAUAUGGCAGAUGAAGCACCUUAAAAGCUUCUUCGAAGCUAAGAAACUGGUUUAGCCGGAUGUGUGAAGAAGAGCAGUGAUGGGGAGCAACAGACAAGACUCCUUUGGAGACAGACUUGAAUGACUGGAACGAAAACUUGCCGCGCAAGAAUUCAGACGGCGACUUUUUUUUCGUUGCAUAUCGGCCAUAAAUGAUGAAGGAAUGUGCAAAUUCUAAAAGGCAGUACUCACUAUUUUAUAACACCACAACAUCUGAGUUGCCUUUCUUCGUCUCUCUUUAUUUUAUUUUUUUAUUUGCUUGACACCACUGGGUAUCUUUUGGUUCUGCAAAAAAAGCAGGUUUUACUCUUUUUUUAGUGUUGUAAAUGUUUUCUUUGGGGUUUUGUAACCAGUAGAAAUAUUCCAAUUUCCCAGCAUGUAAUUUCCGUUUAGACUUGUGCAUACACAUUCAACAAAUAAAUGGCAACCAGCUGGAAUGCAAGGAGGCAUUAAAAAGUUG
Molecule: messenger RNA, 1183 nt
Organism: Hippocampus comes (tiger tail seahorse)
Lineage: Eukaryota; Metazoa; Chordata; Actinopteri; Syngnathiformes; Syngnathidae
Gene: tmed4
Product: transmembrane p24 trafficking protein 4
Exons: 5
Coding region: 11-739 (242 amino acids)
Source: RefSeq, a predicted model, not a curated record